Messenger RNA from Eruca vesicaria subsp. sativa (arugula), 2238 nucleotides. The record is from the annotation of a GenBank genome assembly. Lineage: Eukaryota; Viridiplantae; Streptophyta; Magnoliopsida; Brassicales; Brassicaceae.
AUGACCGUCUUCUUCCUCCGAAAACCUCCCAUCAAAACUCUGAGAUUACUCCUCCCACGAAAGCCUUCUCCUUUAUCAUCUCUCUACUCCACACUCUCUCUCCAAACCCAACAACACCCGAAGAAGAGAUACGAUCACCACAACGUCGCUACAUGCAUCGCCGCACUCCAACGCUGCGCGCAUCGCAACGACGCCGUUUCCGGCUCCGAGCUUCACGGAUUCAUGCUCCGAAAAGGGCUUCUAGAACACUCCCCUCGCGCAGUCACCAGCCUCGUCAACAUGUACGCCAAAUGCGGCCUUAUGCGCCGCGCGAUCUCCGUCUCUGAUGGAUCAUCGGAGCGAGACGUGUUCGCUUAUAACGCGAUUAUCUCUGGGUUCGUGGUAAAUGGGUUUCCUUUCGACGCGGUUGAGAUGUAUGGGGAGAUGAGAGGGAAAGGGGUUUCACCUGAUAAGUAUACGUUUCCUAGUUUGCUUAAGGGAAGUGAUGCCUUGCAGGAUUGGGAUGUUAAGAAGGUUCAUGGGUUAGGGUUUAAACUUGGGUUUGAUUCGGAUUGUUAUGUAGGGAGUGCGUUGGUGAGUUGUUAUUUGAAGUUUAGGUUGGUGGAGGAUGCGCAGAAGGUGUUCGAUGAAUUGCCUGAGAGAGAUGAUAGUGUGCUUUGGAACGCUUUGGUUAUUGGGUAUUCCCAGAUUUUUAAGUUUGAGGAGGGUUUGAGAGUUUUUAGUCAAAUGCGUGAGGAAGGUGUUGGGUUGAGUAGGCAUACUAUUACUGGUGUAUUGUCAGCUUUCACUGUGUCGGGGGAUUUGGAAAAUGGUAGAUUGGUACAUGGUCUUGCGGUGAAAACGGGGUUUGAUUCUGGUGUUGUUGUGUCGAAUGCGUUGAUUGAUAUGUAUGGGAAGAGUAGGUGGUUGGAGGAAGCAGUCAAGAUCUUUGAAGGGAUGGAUGAUGAGAGAGAUAUAUUUACGUGGAACUCUGUGUUGUGUGUUCAUGAUUACUGUGGUGAUCAUGAUGGAGCUUUAGCUAUGUUUAAAAGAAUGAUUUGUUCCGGAAUCCGACCUGAUCUCGUUACGUUGACGACAAUCCUCCCCACUUGUGGUCGUUUAGCUGCGUUGAAUCAGGGAAGAGAGAUUCAUGGCUACAUGAUUGUCAACGGACUUUUGAACCGAAACUCCAACGAUGAGUUCAUUAACAACUCUUUGAUGGACAUGUACGCGAAAUGCGGGGACAUGAGAGAUGCGCAGACGGUUUUCGACUCGAUGAGGAAUAAAGACUCAGCUUCUUGGAACAUCAUGAUUAACGGUUACGGUGUGCAGAGCUGCGGUAAGUUAGCUUUGGAUAUGUUCUCGCGUAUGUGUGAAGCCGGUGUAAGACCUGAUGAGAUCACAUUCGUUGGGUUGCUACAAGCUUGUAACCAUUCAGGCUUCCUGAGCGACGGGAGAAGGUUCCUGGCACAGAUGGAGACCGUAUACAACGUUAUCCCAACAAGUGAUCACUAUAGUUGUGUGAUAGACAUGCUUGGCCGUGCAGGCAAACUACAAGAAGCAUAUAAGUUAGCAGUAACAAUGCCCGUUGAGGAUAAUCCUGUAGUCUGGAGGUCAAUUUUAGCAUCUUGUCGCAUUCAUGGGAACAUAGAUCUCUCAUUAUUGGCUCGAGAGCGAUUAUAUGCGCUAGAGCCAGAGAAUUGCGGCGGUUCUAGUGAUAUAUUAAUGUCUAAUCUGUAUAUGGAAGCCGGUGAAUACGAGCGAGUUUUGGACAUUAGAGAAAAAAUGAAACAACAUAACGUGAACAAGACACCAGGUUGUAGCUGGAUUGAGAUCAAGCAUGAAGCUCACAGAUUCUAUUACAGAGAUAAGACUCACCCGGAAUUUGAAUCUAUUGACGCUUGUUUAACUCCGUUGACUUCUCAUAUGUGUGGUGGUCAUGAGUAUAUGCUGCUCGACAGUUUUGACUAGUUUUGGUUAGUCAUAAUAUUCUUCUUUUUCUUAGGUUUAAAAGAAAAAGUUGUGUGACAGACAAUAGUUAUUAUUAAAUGUGCCGCAGCAAGAGCCGUGAAGGAGCACUACAAGGGAUCAUCAUAACCCCCCUUCCACCUGGAGUAGCUUCUUAUUUUGUUUCUGUGGGAUACAUAUGAACUAAGAUUCUGGUGUGAGAGAGACUCUUUGUAGCAACUUUUGGGUUUGUGUAUGUAUGCUUAAAGAUUUGAUCAGAUCAAUGCAAGACGACUAAUUUAGUUACCCUAC